UUCGAGUGAGGGGGUUUUCCUGGCAGACAGCGAACGCAGCAUGACGCCCCUCCUGGACGCCGUGACAACAGACGCUGGUCUCGCAACGCGUCGUCCAGGUGUUCGGUGUGUGGUAUUGCGGAGAUCCGGGCGGUUUUGGAGCUUUACAUCUGCAUGAAAUGGCCUAACGCGAUGUGCUUUGUCUCCGAGCCCGGCUGUGACUCGGACGUCUGAAAUGUCGCCUCGCCGCUCCCCGCUGCCUCGUUCGUCUCCCGGAGAAUGAAGCGGGAGCACCGUUAAAAAAUGAAGACCGACACGGGCAUCAGAAUUUGAGCUGAGUGUUUAUACCUCGAGUGACAACUGCUAGCGUGUGGGCAAGACAGCUAGCCUGACGUCUCAGAAACCCGGCGGCGGCUCGCGUAUCGGAUUUGCGAGGCCAUGGCCGGGCUCAUCAAGAAGCAGAUCCUCAAGCAUCUGUCCAGGUUUGCUAAGAACCUGUCGCCGGACAAGAUCAACCUCAGCACGCUGAAGGGGGAGGGCCAGCUCACCAACCUGGAACUGGAUGAGGAGGUUCUUCAGAGCCUGCUGGACCUGCCCACCUGGCUGGCCAUCAACCGUGUGGAAUGCAAUAAGGCCGCCAUCCGGAUACCAUGGACAAAGUUGAAGACUCACCCAAUCUCUUUGACCCUGGAUAAAGUGGUGAUGGAGAUGAGUACCUGUGAUGAGCCCCGUCCCCCGAAUGGCCCGUCUCCCAUAGCAACAGCAUCAGGACAAAGUGAAUAUGGCUUUGCUGAAAAGGUGGUAGAGGGGAUGUCCCUGUCCAUCAACUCCAUAGUGAUCAGGAUCAGUGCCAAGGCCUUCAACGCCUCCUUUGAGCUAUCCCAGCUGCAGGUCUACAGUGUCAACACCAGCUGGAGCAUCAGUGACCUGCGAUUCACCCGCAUCCAGGACCCUCAGAGGGGAGAGAUCCUGACAUUUAAGGAGAUAAGCUGGCAGAUGAUCCGUAUUGAGGCCGAUGCUAUCCAGAGUGCCGAGCACGAGAUGUUGAGCGCCCCCAUCCGCCUCAUCACCAACCAGUCCAAGAUAAGAGUCACUCUCAAGAGACGGAUCAAGGACUGUAACGUGGUGGCCUCCAAGCUGAUUCUGAUCCUGGACGACCUGCUGUGGGUGCUGACCGACUCCCAGCUCAAAGCCAUGGUGCAGUAUGCCAAGUCCCUCAGCGAGGCCAUGGAGAAGUCAGCCGAGCAGAGGAAGAGCAUGGCCACAGAGGACCAGGUGUCGUCAGCGCCGCCCACAGCCCAGCAGGUGCGGACCCAGCAGGCGUCCACAGCCGCUGACCAGAGUGCAACGAUGGCCAAGCUGUUCAGCGCCUACGAUGUUUGUGAGACGUCCCACCACCUCCAGAUCACACAUCUCGACCUGCACAUCUGUGACGACAUCCAUGCUAAGGACAAAGUGAUCAACAAGAGGAUAACAGGUGGAGCCAUGCAGCUUUCCUUCAGCUCCAUCACUCUGGAUUACUACCCGUUCCACAGAGCAGGUGAAAGUUGUGCCCACUGGAUGCACUACAGCGAAGCCACCAAGACCAGGGAGGGCUGGGCGCGGAACCUUCUCGAUGAGUUCAAGUCCAACGUGGAGAUGUUAAAGACUACAGUUCGUGACCAGCAAGGCCCGGCCCCUGCACAUGGCUCCCCACAGCAUGGUAAGAUAAGCACGUCCUCCAGCAGUUCCUUCAGUCCUCCUCCCCCUCAAACCCCCAAGACGCAGCUCAUGUCCAGCUCCUUUGUUCUCAGGAUGGCUGACUUCAGCAUCUACCAGGUAUCAACAGCAGACCAGCGUCGAUCCAGCCCCAAAACCAUGAUCUCCUGUAAUAAAAAGACCUUGUACCUUCCACCAGAGAUGCCAGCCAUCCAUGUCGAGUUCACAGAGUACUACUUCCCUGAUGGAAAAGACUACCCCAUCCCGUGUCCCAACCUCUAUGCCCAGCUGAAUGCCCUGCAGCUGGUACUGGACCCUCGCAGCCUGGUGUGGCUCAACCUUUUCGCCCUCGACCUAAGGCAGAGUCUGGAGCAGUUCAUGGAGAUCUACAAGCUCAAUGACUCGCAGAAACCUGAUGAGCAUGUUGACAUCAAGAUUGACGGCCUCAUGCUCAAGCUGGUGAUUCCCACUGAUCGAGAGACCUCCUGCCCUCCCGAUCUGCCUCGUUCCAUCUCGAUACAGACUUCAGAAAUGGUGGCCACUAACACCCGGCACCCUGCCAACUGCACCCGCUCGCACCUUGAGGCCCUGCUUCAGGCCUUCGAACAGGAGCCCUUCUUCUCUUCAUCUUUCUCCUCAUUCCCUCGUACCUCCUCCUCUUUACCCCUCCUCCAUCCCGUCUUCCAGCGUCACGCUCACGAACAAGACACCAAGCUCCAUGACAUCUACCGGGGCCUGGUGGUGCCGACGAUGGGCGCAAACGCCCUCAAGAUGCUGGCCGCCACAGACUUUUGGGCGCUGCACUUUGCCCAAUUCUGGGUGGACUACGAAGGCACCCGUGGAGGAAAAGGGCGGCCGCAGCCCUUUGUGGACUCCUUCCCUCUCACUGUGUGGGCGUGUCAGCCAACAAAGCUCGUCCAGCACCAGGAGAGGCUUAGAAGUGCUGCUGGAUCACGUCUGUCCAGAAGUACAUCAGGAGAGGCUGUUACACGUCUGCAGAGGAAACGCUUACUAAAGGAGUAUUACAGUACUGAUGGUGCGCCAACAGCAUCUCAUAGCAAUGAUGCUUCCCUGCCACCCAGCAAUGGACUCCAUAAACCCCUCUCAUUGGACAGUCUGCCUUCCUCCUCCUCUUUAUCAUCAUCAAGUAAAGACGCAGAUGUGCAUGUUCUGGUGCACGUGCAGAAGCAUUUAAGUGCUCAGGUUAGCCACCGGCAGUAUGUGUUUCUGAUGCAUCUUCAGCGGAGCAUCAAAGCCCUGCAGCAGACACUUCAGCAGGACCUGGAAGAGAUGGGCUCCAAAAGGGAACGCAAGGAUCCCAGCCAGUGUCCUGCAGACCACCACCCCUUCACCGUCUGCCUGGGCUUCCUGCUGAAAAGCUCAGAGGUGUCCAUGCUCCUGAAGCCCAUCCCCCAGCCUGAAGGUUCGGGAUCUCCUCUGGUGUCCGAGCUGUCACCCUCAGAGAGCCGAGGAACUCUGGAGCCUGGGAGUGAUGCAGGAGAGGGGGCGGAGAAGGGGGAGAAGGGGAAUGAAGGGUCUGGGUCUGAAGGAGGAGCAGCCAAAGGGUCGUGCAUUGUAGACCAGCUGUUAUGUGGUGAAGGCCCCGAGGGUGGAGCCACGCAGGGUCCUGGCCCCCUCGUCCACACCUCCACCUCAACUUCACGUCCCGACUCAAAUCAUAAAGCCUUGCUUGAGGAGAGGACUUCAGCUAAGAACCCUGGGAGGUGGACUUCAGAUGAAGGGGGCGAGGCGGUGGUGGACGGGUUGGCUGUGGGUGACGAAAUGGGAGCUGGACUAGACUCUAAAACCCAGACAAGUGACCCUCUGUCUGACCCACUCAGCAGCAAAGACUUGAGUGACAAAGACAAGGCUGCAGCUGCUAGGAUGCCUCAGUCAAUAUCCAGGAAAGGAAGUUUGUCUGUGGUUUCUGAUCUCCUCAGCUCCUCAAACUCCAGCAGAUCCACCUCCCUUUAUUCCAUGUCCAACAUUGGUCGUUUGAUGCGGGAUCGCUCCCAGUCCAGUUUCUCAGUGUCCUAUAAGAACAUGAAGAAGAGUCCGUCCCUGCAGUCCCUGGACAACAUCUCCAUUGACAGCUACUUGAUGGAGGAUGGAGACACGUACAGCCUGCUGGAGAGAGAUGACGUGUCCAUCACAGGCUUCAAGGAUGCCAUCAGUGAACAGAGCGCCACAGAGAGCGCCACCGAGGCUGCAACAGGUCCGGAGCAGGAGGGAGGUGUGUCCCCCGACACUGUCAGCGCGACAUCCCAGAGCAUCGACGAGCCCGCCAAAGAUAUAGUAUCGGUGCUCGUGCUGAAGGUGCAGUCGGUGUGUGUGGGCAUGGAGGUGGUGGGCGAGAGCACGGCCGUGGCUCUGGAGGUGGGCCAGGUCACACCCAGCCAGCUGGGCAACGUCAGCCUCAGACAGUACCUCAGCAACCGCAGCCUGGGUAUGGUGUGUUCAGUACCAAUACCUGCUCAGUGCAGCCAAGCCGGUGCGGAGAUCAGCUCCGCGUCCCUCGGGGGCUUCCACAGUCCGGAGGUGCGGGCUCGCCUCGAGAGCGGGCCCUGUGCCGCCGCCCACUCUCCGCUGGCUGAGCGCAACGGCUUCCUGCAGCUGCGUCUCCACGGAUACCAAGCAAGCUUCCUGAUGUCCACGCUGCGUAACCUGGCCCACUUUCUGGAGGACGACUCUGCGCCGCAGGUGCUGCCAAUGGAGAUCAGUGUCAUGAACACGCAUGUAAACUUAAAGGAUGACGGUCCCCGAGACAAUGCCUCCGACUCCGAGCCCUCGCCGAUCACCUUACAAGUGGACAGUCUCAUCAUACACAGAAGAGACGACGGGUCUUUCUCUAUAGGAGUGGACGGAGCAGCGGAGGCCAAACGCAGGAAAGAGGGCGAAUUGACUGACAACUCUCUGACUCCGGUCGCUGAGGCUGCGGGCGGCAUCGGCGGCAUACCGAAGGCCACGCAGACCCAAGCCCCGCCCCCCAGCCCUCUUCCAUCAACCAGAGAAAAGAUGCUGAUGGAGGAGAACGAAUGUCUGAAGGUGGAGCUGUCCCGCGCCAAGAUGGCGCUGGCCGAGGCUCAGAUGGAGAAGGACUCGCUGCUCCACCGCAUGAAGAACCUCCGAGUCAACGCCAGCUAGGCCCGGCUCCCUCUUCACACCCAUCCAGUCAUUCAGCCCCCACUGGUCUCCAGUGAUAAAGACCGACACUGAUGGGCAGCAGCGAGCGAGGGUCCGCAAAAUAAUUCAAGGCAACGUCAGCAAGUACAGAAAAAGGGAUUUCUCACUACAGUGACUCCCUUUUACGUUCUUAUUUGUCGAUUGAGCCACCGUGUGACUUUAGACUUCAAAAUAAUUCCCUCAUAGAGCAAUGCAGAGUCUGGGCGAAGGCUCAAAAAUACACGAUUUUACACGCUUGUUGUCCGUUUUACGUUCUCCGCUUUGGACUCCGGAGCCUUGAUACAUUCGGAGAGCGCUGAAAAAGGGAGGAAUGACAUUUAGUGGGACUAUGUAAGUGUGUGUGCGAAAGAAAAGAGGAUGAGGAUCUAUAUCAGUGGUUGUGCCUACAGAAAAACCCCUCCCACACUUCUGUUGCGUAAGUUGAAACAAAAACAAACAAAAAAAAAAAAUCACAGCUAAUGUUCAUUCAGUCCUGUAGGUAUGGAGGCGUGCUGAAUGUCAUAUCUUCAGAGGAAUGUCUCGAAAACUGACUUAUUUUGCACUGCACUGAAAUUAGACUUAUAAUUUAGUGCUUUCAUAUUCGGAGGAGAUGAGACAAACAUGUUCUUCCUCGUCCUCAGAGUGUGUACAGUGUAUAUUGUAUAAGAAUGUGAACACAUAACUAUUUUCUACGGAACUUUGAAUGGUUACGCUUUGUUUCAGUUGAAUGUGUAUGUGUGUGCGUGGGUAUGUGUGUGUGUGUGUGUGUGUGUGUGUCUCUCGGCCAGAACAAGCAUUUCAUUACAAGUAAGGGGAUGAAUUUCUAUCUGUCAGUUCCACGGCUUUGUCAGCAAAAUGCCCCACACUCGUCUGCGCGCCCCCCCCUUCCUAUUUUUCUAUGUGUAAAUAGCUACUUAACAUGUGCAGCACUUUUAAAACUGCGGCACUGUAAAUACAACAACCAGGACUGUGAGAGAGCAAGAGUUGAGCCGACAAGUGGAGAGAGCAUUUUCGCAAAGUAACUCAUGUGUCCUCCCAUCUAAAAAAAAAAAAAAAACAA
This is a messenger RNA of Xiphias gladius (swordfish), 5899 nucleotides long. RefSeq names its product UHRF1 binding protein 1-like (gene bltp3b). The transcript has 24 exons. The record is from RefSeq and is a predicted model, not a curated record. Lineage: Eukaryota; Metazoa; Chordata; Actinopteri; Istiophoriformes; Xiphiidae. The coding region runs from base 418 to 4821 and encodes 1467 amino acids.